GGACUUUCGGCUAGAGACUACGAGAAUGUCAGUAUUCGCUCGAGUGACUAGUAGUCCAGUAGACGCUUUACUCCUGUUCGGUACUCAUUCUAUAGAUAGAAAGAAAGGAAGGGAGAAGGAAUUAAGUAGGAUACGAUCGUAGGAGAAGGAAAAAGAAAAGCAAAGUUGCGAUCACGUGGCGUGACGGUUAUUUUCGAAUUAAAUUUUUUAAUUCACAUCCAUUUUCUUUACAUUUAUUUUUUUAUUCAACAUCGUCCUAACCCACCGAGCAUACUGUAUCCUGUAUACUGUCUUGCCAGUGAAUGUCAGUUUGCCGAGGCCUUUGUCCCGCUUCUGUGAAACUCUGAAAGUUUUAAGACACCUGGAGAUCAACUCCAGGAAAUGUAAUCAACUACUCAUGUGAAAUCUAUGCGAAUCGUUGAACAGUGAAACAUGAAGGAAAUGUUCACUUGGUUUAUUGUCGUGUCGGCUUCGCUACUGUUCUCCGUGUCAGCACAGGAGAGCAUUCACACUGCGAAACUUAAGCUGUGCGUGGUUGCCGAUAGUCGGACUGCGAAGAGGAUUCAUAGGACAUGUCCGAAACUUGUUACCCCUGGAAGUCAGGUAGUUUGUGUUAUAGCAAAUGAUAGAUCCGAAUGUUUGACACAGUUAACAACUGCUAGUAGCGAUUUCACGGUUUUGGAACCAGAAGAUUUGGUUGCGGCUAGUGGUUAUACCGAAUACAAUAUUCUAGUCACGAAUGAACUCAGACUGUUUAAAACAGAGAAUCAACGUUACGAGAUUGUCGCUCUGGUGAAUAAGAAUGUCGGAAGUCUGUUCGAUCUACGAGGAAAACGAUUUUGUCAUCCAGGAUACGAAACUUCGGAUGAUUGGACGCAAAUCUUCGCCACGUAUUUUGAAAAACGGGUCAUUCUCAAUGAAUGCGAUACUAAUAAGACGCUAGUAGAGAACCGGAUGCAUACGUUAUCCAAUUAUUUCGAAGCAGCCUGUAUAGCUGGUGCCUGGACACCGGACUCUGUUCUGGACACUCAACUGAAAUCAAAGUACAAGAACCUUUGUGCACUUUGUGAAAAUCCUGCUGGUUGCUACGCCGCUGACAAGUAUCAUGGUCGUGAGGGUGCUGUUUUGUGUUUGACUGACAGCAUGGGUGACGUUGCCUGGGUCAGAUUACAAGAUGCCCUUCAACAUUUUAAGUCCCUGGGGAUAAAAAAGCGUGAUUAUGCUUUUCUUUGUCCCGAUGGAACAGUCAAACCUAUGGAUUCGAAUAGUCCUUGUGUAUGGAUACGAAGACCAUGGCCAGUGGUUGCAUCUCGAGUUGAGGUCGCUGAGCGAGUUUCAAAUAUUAUGAGAUAUUUAGAUCAAGCCUCCGCGUCUUCUUGGCAGAAUGCGGUACUCCGACUUUUGGAAAGUUACCGUUCCACGCCUGUACCCACGGACACGUUACAAACGUCUGAAGAUUUUUUAUCCAGAUUUCCAGGAUUUAUGAGCGCUAACAAACGCACUGGUUGUCAGCCAUCGCGAAGAAUACAAUGGUGUGUUGCAUCGAAUCUUGAAGACCGGAAGUGCAGAUGGAUAAGACAAAUAUCUUUUGUUUACGGAAUCGAACAGCCGAUAUCCUGUUACCAGGUAACUAGUAGGAGAGACUGUCUUGAAGCAGUUAAAACUGGUCAGUCUGACAUCUUUGUUGCUAAACCGGAAGAGGAGCUGGAAUGCCGGAAAAAGGGACUCAAACCCAUCUUAUGGGUCACUACUAAUAAGCAGGAGGAUAUGAAUAAAAUUUUGGCAGUUGUGCGGGAAGAUUCAAAAUUUCGAAAACUUAAGGAUCUCAAAGGUGGCAAAGCUUGUUUCUCAGGAUACAGAAGUAUCGGCUGGAAUGCAUUCGUCUCGAUAAUGGGAAAUAAAUCUCUGAACGAUUGGGCGUGCUCGGAUGCUGAAGCUGUGAGCAAUUUUUUUAGCGAUAGCUGCGUUCCUGAUUUGAGCAAAGAUAACGAAACCAUGCCAGCCAAUUUGCAUUCUUUGUGUAAAUCAGACUCAAGGGUUGGUGACGAGGCGAGCACUUUUCAAUGUCUCACUUCCGGCGCGGGCGACGUCGCUUUUAUGAGUUCAAAAAUGUUCCAAAAACUCACGAGUAACUCAUCCAAGUACAACAAAAAGGGUUUCCGGUCUCUUUGUGAAGACGGCUCUCACUUUAAUGAAAAUUUCUGUUUCUUGACAUGGACCACUUUGGGCUCGGUAAUGGUGAAUGAAGAAAUUUCAAAUUUGAGAAGAGACGACAUUUAUUCCACUCUACUGGAAUUGGACCUAAUGUUUGGUCAAACCUUUAUACGAGCUUUUUCAAUGUAUGGUACAUAUGAUGGUAAUCGUAGCAUAAUAUUUCCGGAAGAAACGCAACAUCUGCAGCGUGACGUUAGUCACAUUGAAAAUGAAAAAAGUUACGGGGAUAUCGUGCAAAAUCUUAUGCAGGCACAGUGCAGUGGUACCAGUUAUUUAAAUAUUCAAUAUUAUAAUGCCAAAACGAUAAUGCUUUUACUAAUAACAUUUACUCUGAGUCAUUUAAUGAUCUAGUUAAUCAUUUUUUUGGUAUAAUUACUGUGAUAUUUCAGCAUGAAAAUCAUUGAGAUUUUGAUUGUUGUGUAAUAUAUAAGGUAUUUUAUGACUAUAUUAAAAAAAAAAAAAAAUGAACUUUUGUAAGAAACUAGAAACUCGUGUUAUUUCUUUUAUCGUAAGCAUGAUUUUAUUUCAACUGAUUUUUAUUUUAUAUAAUAGUAUCUAAAGUCUAACGGUGUAUUUAAAUGAAUGGAAUCGUAUUAUAUUUGAUGUUAACAAUAUUUAAAGGAUGUUCGCCAUAUUGACUUUGAUAAAGUAUCUUUGUAAACUCUU
Cephus cinctus (wheat stem sawfly) is the source of this 2880-nucleotide messenger RNA. It is a transcript of the gene Tsf3, whose product is annotated as transferrin. Gene Ontology annotation, biological process: iron ion transport. NCBI's taxonomy places the organism in Eukaryota, Metazoa, Arthropoda, Insecta, Hymenoptera, Cephidae. Gene Ontology annotation, cellular component: recycling endosome; early endosome; plasma membrane. The transcript has 13 exons. The record is from RefSeq and is a predicted model, not a curated record. The coding region runs from base 433 to 2565 and encodes 710 amino acids.